GCCAUCAAUGAAUUAUUAUAUCACGGGUUGUAGAUAUGUUCUCAUGCCAUGGAAAUUCAAUGGAUGUUACGCCCUUUUCGUAAUAGAUCAUGUUAAAAAGCAUGUGACUUUUAUCGAUUUUACACCGACUCAAGAUUGGUGUAAACACAUGCCAUACAAGAGGUUCGCGGAAGCGAUUAUCAUGGCCUCAAAAAAAUAUAAGAUUGCUUACAGCAAGAAACAUUCUGGAUGGGCGGAGGAUAUCUUUAAGUGGGAACAUACAAUUCAGACUGGUGUUCCAAUUGACUUAAGAGGGUUUAAUACCAGCUACCUUGUUCUACAAGCUAUGGCCAUGUGGGGGAAUGACAGACGACUGAAAUUUGUUGGGGAUGCAAAGACUCUUCGAAGAAACUUUGUGAUUGAUCUUUUAAGUUAUGAGGACAAUUUAGCAAUACAGGAAAAGGUUGGGAAGGCCUGCAGGAGGAAUGAUUAUUUCUCAGUGAAAGUAAAAUCUGUGGAUGGUUUCCAAGGCGCGGAGGAAGAUAUAAUUAUCAUAUCAACAGUCAGGAGUAAUGGAGCUGGUACAGUUGGGUUUCUAUCAAACUUACAGAGGACUAACGUGGCUCUAACAAGGGCCAAGUAA
Messenger RNA from Zea mays, 622 nucleotides. Its product is annotated as DNA-binding protein SMUBP-2. Bases 8 to 622 code for a protein of 204 amino acids. NCBI's taxonomy places the organism in Eukaryota, Viridiplantae, Streptophyta, Magnoliopsida, Poales, Poaceae. The transcript is spliced from 5 exons. The record is from RefSeq and is a predicted model, not a curated record.